Homalodisca vitripennis (glassy-winged sharpshooter) is the source of this 1561-nucleotide messenger RNA. RefSeq lists its product as uncharacterized. The coding region runs from base 1 to 804 and encodes 267 amino acids. The record is from RefSeq and is a predicted model, not a curated record. The transcript has 4 exons. NCBI's taxonomy places the organism in Eukaryota, Metazoa, Arthropoda, Insecta, Hemiptera, Cicadellidae.
AUGGAUCUCGGGACUUUGGAGGGCAAACUUCGGCCAUUCGACUGUGAUGCUUUAUUGAGAGGACUACGAAACUGCGGCGGACUUGCGUUUGAGCUGCUCCGGUCGGAUAUCUGGCGUUUGGAGUAUGGACUACGGGACUUCUGUUGGGAUAUGGGCCAAGGGACCUCGCGGACUGACCAGGGGACUUCGGUUAGCGGACUGCGGGACCUUGACGAGAGGACCCGAAGGAUUCGGCGGGCGGACUGCGUGGUGUCGGCAGCGGAACUUCGGCGAGAGGACUGCGGAACUUCGACGUGCCGACUGCGGAGACGAGAGGAUCUGGGAGGAUUCGGCGGGCGGACGGAACACGGGACUUGGUUGGCGGACUUGACCACAGGGCAGGUUGGCGGGCAUACCACGGGACUUCGGUCGGCGCUUUUGCCACGUGACUUCGGUCGGCUAGACGAGAGGAUCUGGGAGGAUUCGGCGGGUCUGGGCCGCGGGACCUCGGUCGGCGGAUUGCGUGACCUUGACGAGAGGACCCGAAGGAUUCGGCGGGCGGACUGCGUGGUGUCGGCAGCGGAACUUCGGCGAGAGGACUGCGGAACUUCGACGUGCCGACUGCGGAGACGAGAGGAUCUGGGAGGAUUCGGCGGGUGGACGGAACACGGGACUUGGUUGGCGGACUUGACCACAGGGCAGGUUGGCGGGCAUACCACGGGACUUCGGUCGGCGCUUUUGCCACGUGACUUCGGUCGGCUAGACGAGAGGAUCUGGGAGGAUUCGGCGGGUGGGCCGCGGGACCUCGGUCGGCGGAUUGCGUGACCUUGACGAGAGGACCCGAAGGAUUCGGCGGGCGGACUGCGUGGUGUCGGCAGCGGAACUUCGGCGAGAGGACUGCGGAACUUCGACGUGCCGACUGCGGAGACGAGAGGAUCUGGGAGGAUUCGGCGGGUGGACUUCGGCGGGCGGACGGAACACGGGACUUGGUUGGCGGACUUGACCACAGGGCAGGUUGGCGGGCAUACCACGAGACUUCGGUCGGCGCUUUUGCCACGUGACUUCGGUCGGCUAGACGAGAGGAUCUGGGAGGAUUCGGCGGGUGGGCCGCGGGACCUCGGUCGGCGGAUUGCGUGACCUUGACGAGAGGACCCGAAGGAUUCGGCGGGCGGACUGCGUGGUGUCGGCAGCGGAACUUCGGCGAGAGGACUGCGGAACUUCGACGUGCCGACUGCGGAGACGAGAGGAUCUGGGAGGAUUAGGCGGGUGGACUUCGGCGGGCGGACGGAACACGGGACUUGGUUGGCGGACUUGACCACAGGGCAGGUUGGCGGGCAUACCACGAGACUUCGGUCGGCGCUUUUGCCACGUGACUUCGGUCGGCUAGACGAGAGGAUCUGCGAGGAUUCGGCGGGCGGACUGCGGUACUUCGACGUGCGAACUGCGUGGUGUCGGCGGAUUUUACCACAGGACAGGUUGGCGGGCUUACCACGAGAAUUCGGGCGGCGGAUUUGCCACGGGACUUUGGUCGGCUGGACGAGCAGAUCUGGGAGGAUUCGGCGGGCGGACUGCGGGACUUCGA